Messenger RNA from Nerophis lumbriciformis (worm pipefish), 1952 nucleotides. RefSeq lists its product as uncharacterized. Lineage: Eukaryota; Metazoa; Chordata; Actinopteri; Syngnathiformes; Syngnathidae. Gene Ontology annotation, molecular function: cell adhesion molecule binding. The record is from RefSeq and is a predicted model, not a curated record. Gene Ontology annotation, cellular component: basolateral plasma membrane; bicellular tight junction; intercalated disc. Gene Ontology annotation, biological process: homotypic cell-cell adhesion.
ACGGGACGAUUUAUUUUUCAAGAGACUGUUGGGUUGAGCGUUACUCACGGAAAGUCACAGCGUUAUAGUUUAUCCGCCAUGGUGCGUUUGGUUGCAACUCGGAAAUAGGAGUGCCAAAUUUUUUAAAUGAAUUUAGCGUUAACCAACUGCGGAAUUACAGGCUAGAGAAGUGUGGAGGUUAAAAAGUACAAUUUAAGUUUUAAGAUCGGACAGUUUCAUCAGCAUGAAGGGAAUUGCCGGAUAAGGGAUGGAUCAAAGGUGCGACAUGAACCUCUUUUGAUGCCUUGAUUUAAACCGUUGGAAAGUUGAGGCUUACUUUAUCACUGAACAUCUGCAGCAAGUUCCUGUCCAACAGUCCAAUGAUGACGCUGCGCUCUUUCGUCAUGUUGCUGACAUUUUGUAGCCCAGGCCCAGCUUGCGCUCUUAAAAUCAGCUCCGACAUGACGUCCUACCAUGCGGCCAAGGAAUCAAGCGUCACCCUUCACUGCGAGUACACAUAUUCCUCUGUGGACGAACACGACACUGAGGUGGAGUGGACCAAGUUGACCCCACACAGAAAUGACGACAGGACCGUUAUUUGGUUUACCGGAGGCCGGCUGUAUAACUACCUGUACCUACCGAUGAAGGGCCGGGUCCACUUCGCUUCUCCCGACCCCCGUAACGGAGAUGCCUCCAUGACCAUCAGCGACCUGCGUCUUUCAGAUGCAGGGACCUACCGGUGCAUGGUGAAAAAGCUACCUGGACUCGACAUUAAGAACGUCUUCCUGACAGUCAUAGAGAAGCCAAGCAAGCCAACAUCUGCGGUGGAAGUGGAGCCUGUGGCAGGAAAAGCGGUGGAAACAGCUCAUGGAACCAAAGCUACAGAAGCGACAGUAACGACCGCCACGCUUCAGUCCCUUCCUGCGUCAGCCAAGAGCGAUGGAGGUGAAGCUACAGAAGCGACCGUGACGACCGCCACGCUUCUGCCUCUUUCUGGGGCAAAAAAUGUGCCAGCCACAGGCAACGGCGAUAAAGCUUUGGAAGCAUGUGUGGCGACCGCGACCUUGAACGAUGGAUAUAUAAUUACCACAGUGGCCGUGACGACUGGCGCGUUUGUGUUCAUCGUCGCCUGUGUUCUCGCUGUCAUCUGGCACUGUCGCAGAAGAAAUCGUGCGGAGCGGCGUGUGAGGGAAAUGGUGAAAGUAGAGGCCCAUCCUUAUUUGUGGGUGUCCCCAGACACUAACGACAUGCUGCCUCUGUCUUCAGACAAAGUGCACGUUAUCGUCUUUAAUGCGGUGUCCAUUCUUUGAAGAUGACCAGGACAUUCGGCUGCAACAUCGUCCAUUUUUUUCUUUACCAGUGGUUCUCAAACUUUUUUCACUAAGUACCACCUUAGAAAGCAUUUGGCUCUCCAAGUACCACCAUAAUGACCAAUAUUAAAAUACAAUAGCGUAGUAGGUAUUCAAUAAAAACAAGGCACAGGUUUUAUAUAAAAAGUGUAUUUCAUAUUUUUGGCCACUAUGACAUUACACACAAUGCUCAAACAUUGAAACAAUGAUGUACAUAUUUACAGACUUACUUGGCAUACAGUACCACUAGAUGGAGACUGCGUACCACUCCAUCUUGGUACCACAAUGUGAGAAUCACUAUUCUAUACUGUUUGUGGUGCAACGUAACUUUAGGACAAUUUGUUGUUGAGCACAUCACCUCCAUCUUUGGUUCACAUUAUAUAUGAAAUAUUUUAGUAGUCUUUUCAGACUUCCUAGAUCUCCACUUGAGUGUACAGACUUUAUCAAAUGACCCCGACAGGGACAAGCAGUAGAAAAUGGAUGGAAUUGUCCCGUUACUUUAUUAUUUUUUUUACUUUUGGGGCCUUUCUGUACUGUUUGUUCCAGGCAUUUCAUUCAUCUUUCUGUGUGGUUUCAAGUUUACGAGGAGAUUUUAUUUAUACAUUUAUUUUGAUCAACACCUGA